UUCUGCUUCUCUUUAGCGGGUUCACGUGGGUCAAAGUUCACUUACAGACAUCUGAAGUAAUGGGUGAGGAAAGACUUACAGCAGAGCCAACAGAAACCUGUCAGAAAACAGUGUCCAAAGCAUCGGAUUGCUGUGGUAAACUGCUCCGCUUCAAACCACAUGGCUUUACUGCCUCCGUCAUUACUAAAGCUCUGCUGGGCCUGCUGCUGUUCGGGGUGGUCUGGGCCGUGACGGGACACUUGUGUCUUCCAGGACAGAACCUCUUUGGUCUGGUGAUUCUGUUCCUGUCAGCCGUGUGUGGAGGGAAACUCAUCAGUGUCUUCAGAUUACCUAGAACCCCUCCAGUACCAGCUCUACUGGGGAUGCUACUGGCUGGUGUAGUUUUGCGUAACGUGCCGUAUGUCACAGAUGCUGUGUAUAUUGAUCAGACCUGGUCUGCAGCUCUGAGGAAUGUGUCUCUCGCUGUGAUUCUCACCAGAGCCGGGCUGGGACUCAACGCUGCUUCCCUGAAGCGUCUGAAAGCGGUGUGUUUGAGGGUUGCUGUUGGCCCGUGUCUUACAGAGACAUGUACAGUGGCUGUAGUGGCUCAUUUUCUGCUGGGUUUGCCCUGGAUCUGGAGCUUCAUGCUCGGUUUUGUUCUGGCUGCAGUUUCUCCAGCCGUGGUGGUUCCGUCCAUGCUGCUCCUGCAGGCCGAAGGAUUUGGUGUACAGAAAGGAGUUCCCACGCUCCUGAUGGCUGCUGGGAGCUUCGACGACAUCCUCGCCAUCACCGGCUUCACCACAAGCCUGGGCAUUGCCUUCGGAACCGGGUCCACAUGGAUGAAUGUGGGUAAAGGAGUUCUGGAGGUACUGGCAGGAGUUCUAGCAGGAGGAAUUAUGGGAUUUCUGCUCCAUUUUUUACCCAGCGAGGAUCAGUCAGACGUGGUUCUGCGGCGCUGCUGUCUGCUCUUGGCUCUGUCCAUCUUCAGUGUGUUUGGGUCUCUGGCGGCGGGUCUGGGUGGUGCUGGUGGUCUCUGCACACUCGUGCUGGCCUUCAUCGCUGGACUCAGCUGGGCAGAACAAAAGGCUCCAGUGGCAGCAGUGGUGGGCCGGUUCUGGGACAUCUUUCAGCCGCUUUUGUUUGGUCUGAUCGGAGCAGAAAUCAACAUCUCUUCGCUCAGCGCUUAUACUGUUGGUUUGGGUAUCUCCACUCUGUGUGUGGGUUUGCUGGUCCGUGUUUUGGUGACGUUCUGUAUGGUUCUGUUUGCUGGCUUCAGUAUGAAGGAGAAGAUCUUUAUAGCUCUGGCCUGGAUGCCCAAAGCCACAGUGCAAGCGGCUAUCGGCUCCACUGCGCUGGACAUGGCUCGCAGUGCUGGAGAUGAGCAGCUAGAGAAUUAUGGGAUGGAUGUUCUGACUGUGGCAGUUCUGGCUAUUCUCAUCACGGCACCGAUCGGAGCGCUUGCCAUCGGACUCACUGGACCCAAACUACUGCAGCAAGACACACACACACUCGAUGAGAGCGAGAGUGAGAGCAGUCACGCAGACGGUCUGGAGUCUAAACUCUGAAUCUUAACAUGCCUCGGGUGUCCUUCACCCAGACCCUUGAUCUACACUUGACUGAGCUUCAUUAAUCCUGCUCUGCCUGUAUCUGACAUUCUGUACAAUAAAGCACUUUCUGUCUGUC
This is a messenger RNA of Puntigrus tetrazona (Sumatra barb), 1662 nucleotides long. RefSeq names its product sodium/hydrogen exchanger 9B2. The transcript has 13 exons. Bases 60 to 1544 code for a protein of 494 amino acids. Gene Ontology annotation, biological process: proton transmembrane transport. The record is from RefSeq and is a predicted model, not a curated record. Gene Ontology annotation, molecular function: antiporter activity. Gene Ontology annotation, cellular component: membrane. NCBI's taxonomy places the organism in Eukaryota, Metazoa, Chordata, Actinopteri, Cypriniformes, Cyprinidae.